AUGAGGGCUCUUGUGCUGGGGUUGGUCUGUUUUGUGACAUGGUCUGGUUCUACAGAGGCUCAGUUUCCUCGAGUGUGUAGCACGGUGGAAGGGAUCGUCUCAAAGCAGUGCUGCCCUGCCCUCGGCUCUGACCCUGCUAACAUUUGUGGACUUUUAUCUGGACGAGGAAACUGCUCCGGCAUCAGAGUCAGUACCAAACCCUGGGGUGGACCAUAUAGGUUGAGAAAUGUUGAUGAUCGAGAAAGGUGGCCAACCAAAUUCUUCAAUCAGACAUGCAGGUGCUCUGGUAAGUAACAUAUUAAUAAAUGUUACAUUUAAGUGUUAAUAGCAAAUCAGUGUUUAAAAUUGCAUAAAAUAUGUUUUGUUUAGAUCACAUUAUAAUUCAUUGUUAAAGGGUAAUCAAUGUUAAAUUGCCUUUAUAAAUUGUGAUUAUUGGGAAGAAGUAUGUAAAAUAUUUCAAGACUGUUGGGUGAACUUUGAGACCAUAUAAUUACCCUAAAAUUGAUGGUUGAACUGCAUGUAUUUGACAAUAACAUAUCAUAGAUACAUUUAUCAUAUUAAUGUAUUAAUUUCUCACAUUUAUUCCAAUCAGAUUUAUUUACAGAAAACCACAUUUCUUGACCAUUCCCAUAGUCUUGACAUGGUUUGGUUUAUAUUUGGCCUAUAUUCCCUCCCUGUGUCUAGGUAACUUUGGUGGCUUUGACUGUGGCCAGUGUAAAUUCGGCUGGAAAGGACCAAACUGUGACGUGCGUAAAUCCCCGGUGGUGAGGAAGAACAUCCACUCUCUGACUCCAGCUGAGCUCCAGGAGUUCCUGGAUGUGUUGGACCGGGCCAAGAACACCACCCACCCAGACUAUGUCAUUGCCACACAGCACUGGCUGGACCUGCUGGGGCCCAAUGGAACCCAGCCCCAGUUCUCCAACAUCUCCAUCUACAACUUCUUUACAUGGCAGCACUACUACUCUGUCAGAGACACACUUUUAGGUAAAACACCAACUAAUUCCUUUUUGGUUGAAACAUGAAUGAAAAUGAAAGUUAAAUGUUAUAAAUGACUCACUUGCUAUGUUACUUACUAGUUGUGAGUUAUAUAUGACUCUCUAUGUACUGGAAAGCUAGCAGAAGAGAACAUUCAGAAGUUGCUCAUAAACAACCUUAUUUGUUCCUUCUGUAGGUCCAGGUCGUCCGUUCAAGGCCAUUGACUUUUCCCACAAAGGACCAGCGUUCGUCACCUGGCACAGAUACCACCUCCUCAGUCUGGAGAGAGACCUGCAGGUAAGAGUGAAUUUGAAUGCUGAGGACAUGAAGAACAAAAUAGCGUCAAACAUUGAUGAGAGUAAAAGUAAAAGUUUCCUCUCUUCUGCAGAGACUGACUGGCAAUGAGAACUUUGCUGUUCCAUUCUGGAACUUUGCCACAGGGCAGACUGAGUGUGACGUCUGUACAGACUCCCUCCUGGGGGGGCACAACCCAGAUGACUCCUCCCUCAUCAGUAACCAGUCCAGGUUCUCCAAUUGGGGAGUGGUGUGUGACAGGUGCGUUGUUGGAUAGAAAUGUGUUUAAAACCUUGUGGGCAUGUUUCCUAGAAACAGAUUAAGCCUAAUCCUGGACUAAAAACAUGUUUACUGAAGGAUUUCCAUUGAAAGUGCAUUUUAAUCCAGGACAAGGCUUAAUUAAUGUCUAGGAAACCAGCCCUGUAUGUAUAUAAUAUACCUGUGCUGUUUAUGCUUUGUGCACCUAUGCUGGUUGUUAUACUACUGGGUACACGUUCAUCAUGUUUUCUUUUUUUUUACCAGACUCACUGUCCCUUAAAAUGUUGCUUGAAUCUUUCCCCCUCCCCAGCAUGGAUGACUAUAACCGCCUGGUCACUCUGUGUAAUGGGACCAGUGAGGGACGUAUAAGGAGAGGUCAGAUGGGAGGAGCGAGGACCAACAUGAGUCUGCCGACCAUGAGUGAUGUCAGGAGCUGUCUAAACCUCAGAGACUUUGACAACGCUCCCUACUAUAUUAACUCUACCUUCAGCUUCAGGCAACCUAAACGGUUCACAUUGACCUUACACACUCACCUAUAGGGUGUUAUUCAAUGAAGUCAAGUCAAACUCUCUAAAUUGCAUUGUUUGUGACUUCUCCUGUACAGGAAUUCUCUUGAAGGCUAUGACAAGCCAGAUGGAGAGGCGGCGCUUGACUCCUCAGUGAACAACCUGCACAACCUGGUCCACUCCUUCCUCAGUGGAACCAGUGCUCGGUCUCACGCUGCAGCCAAUGACCCCAUCUUUCUGGUAAUUAUCUAGUCUGUGUGGUUGCCUAUGAGUCCAUGUAUUUGACUUUCAUGUGAGAUAAUGUAAAGUAUUUGGCACUUGGUCAGAUUUCUGUGCAGACGAUGCAAAAAAUGUUUUACAGUUACAUAACACUCUCGCUAUAGGUGCUCCAUGCUUUCACUGAUGCCAUUUUCGAUGAGUGGAUGAGGAGGUCUGUUCCGCCAAACUCCAGUUUCCCAGAUGAGAUGGCUCCCAUUGGUCACAACAGACAUUAUAACAUGGUGCCAUUCUUCCCUCCUGUGACCAAUGAGGAGGUUUACGUGGCUUCUGAUCAACUGGGAUAUUCUUAUGCCAUUGAACUCGAUGGUCGGUGAUUUUCACAGACAACUUUGCAAUUAAAUAAUCGUAUUUUCUUUUGUUUUAUUAGCAGGUCAAUGAAAUAAGAACACUUUGAUAAAGAUCUUUGUUGCAUUAAAUCUCUUCUUCUUCUUCUAUCCUCAGCUACAGAUGGUGGAUUUGUGUUUGUGCUGGGGUCCACUCUGGGUGGUGUUUUCCUGGGUCUCCUGGUUCUUCUACUCGUCCUGCUGCUCUACUUGCAACAA
This is a messenger RNA of Coregonus sp. 'balchen', 2854 nucleotides long. Lineage: Eukaryota; Metazoa; Chordata; Actinopteri; Salmoniformes; Salmonidae. The record is from the annotation of a GenBank genome assembly.